Messenger RNA from Dermatophagoides farinae (American house dust mite), 1851 nucleotides. Its product is annotated as alanine aminotransferase 2-like. NCBI's taxonomy places the organism in Eukaryota, Metazoa, Arthropoda, Arachnida, Sarcoptiformes, Pyroglyphidae. The record is from RefSeq and is a predicted model, not a curated record. Gene Ontology annotation, biological process: biosynthetic process. Gene Ontology annotation, molecular function: transaminase activity; pyridoxal phosphate binding.
CAAAGUUAUCAGCAGUAACAACAACAACAACAACAAAAAAACAACAAAUUAAACAGUGGAAAAAUGAACGAUUGAUAGCAAACAAUUUGUUCUUAGGGUAGCAAAGUUUAUUUUCUCAUCAUAUAUUCAAAUUAUAUGAUGAAUACAUUCAUUGUUCGAAUGUAAAGUAAAGUAAAGUAAUGUAAAAACGAAAAUUUAUCCACUCAUAACGGUUUUUGUUUCUGAUUCGAAAGAAUCUACGCUGUUUUCUUUGUCUUACUUCCAAUAUAAUAAAAAUUGAAUCAUGAAUUCACAACGUUAUGGACGAUUAUUUUAUUUAUCAUCAUUGAAUAUUAAUUAUUCACAAAACAACAACAACAACAGCAACGAUUUAUUCGAAUGAAUAAUUGUUGUCGACAUACAAUAACAUUGGAUAAUAUAAAUGAUAAUGUUAAACGUUUAGAAUAUGCUGUACGUGGUCCAUUAGUGAUACGUGCCGGUGUUAUUGAAAAUGAAUUGAAACAACAACAACAAUCAUCAUCAUCAUCAUCAUCAUCGUCCAAUAACCAAAGAUUAUUUAAUGAAGUAAUACGUGCAAAUAUUGGUGAUUGUCAUGCAAUGGGUCAAAGACCGUUAACAUUUUUAAGACAAGUAUUGGCAUGUUCAUCUGAUGAUAGCCUUUUGACUAGUCAACAUUAUCCAAAUGAUGUUAAAGAACGGACAAGAUUAAUGCUAAAAUAUUGUGGUGGACAAUCUGUUGGUGCUUAUUCUGAUUCAGCUGGUGUUGAAAUUAUACGUAAACAUUGUGCAGAAUAUGUUAGCCAUCGUGAUGGUAUUGAAUCUGAAUGGCGUGAUAUUGUUCUUACAACUGGUGCCAGUGAAGGUAUACGUUCUAUAUUAGCUUUAAUCAAUACCUGUUCAACUGAUUCAUUACCGUCCGGUGUUAUGAUACCGAUACCACAAUAUCCACUUUAUUCUGCCACUAUUACUGAAUAUGGAAUGUAUCCAAUUAAUUAUUAUCUUGAUGAAGAUAAUCAAUGGUCAUUAAAUAUUGAUGAAUUAAAACGUUCAUUGAAUGAAGCCAAAGUGAAAUGUAAACCAAAAGCAAUUGUUGUUAUCAAUCCGGGUAAUCCAACUGGUUCGGUAUUGACCAAAAAAAAUAUCGAAGAUAUUAUUCGUUUUGCUAAAGAGAAUAAAAUUCUCAUUAUUGCCGAUGAAGUUUAUCAACAUAAUAUUUAUGAUGGUGAAUUUUUUUCAUUCAAAAAAAUUCUUCAUGAAUUGAAUGAAGACAUUGAAUUAGCAUCGGUCAUGUCGGCAUCGAAAGGUUUUAUGGGUGAAUGUGGAUUACGUGGUGGUUAUUGUGAACUAGUAAACUUUGAUCCAUCGGUUAAAGCAAUGUUUUUUAAAAUGCUUUCGGCUCGUCUUUGUUCAUCAAUACUUGGACAGAUUGCAUUAGAUUGUAUUGUCAAACCACCGGAUGUUGAUGGUGAAUCAUAUGAACGAUAUCAUCAGGAAAAAUCCGAUGUAUUGGCAGCAUUAAAAUAUCGUGCAAAAUUGGUGGCCGAUACAUUCAAUACAAUACCGGGUAUAAAAUCGAACAAAGUAGCCGGUGCAAUGUAUGCAUUUCCACAGAUAGAUAUACCGAAAAAAGCUAAAGAAAAAGCCACAGAACUUGGACAAGCAGCAGAUUUUUUCUAUGCAAUGAAUCUUCUCGAAACAACUGGUAUCUGUGUUGUGCCUGGAUCCGGUUUUGGCCAAAUACCCGGUACUUAUCAUUUUCGGACAACAAUUCUACCACAAAAUGAAAAACUUGAAGCAAUGAUGAAAAAAUUUAAACAAUUUCAUUUAAAUUUUAUGGAACAAUAUUCCUGA